This is a messenger RNA of Ostreobium quekettii, 2718 nucleotides long. Lineage: Eukaryota; Viridiplantae; Chlorophyta; Ulvophyceae; Bryopsidales; Ostreobiaceae. The record is from the annotation of a GenBank genome assembly.
AUGCUGCUCCAGCACCCGAAUAUCGUGCGUGUCUACGAGCUCGUCAACCAACCUCACCUCGCCUUCGUCAUGGAAUACAUCGAGGGCUACACCCUCGAAGAACACCUCCAGGAGCGCGGCCCGCUGCCGAUGAAUGAGAUCGUCGAGGUCAUGAUCCCUGUGCUCUCCGCGCUCGGUCUGGCGCACUCGCGAGGCAUCAUCCACCGCGACCUGAAGCCCUCCAACAUUCUCAUAACACGCCAGGGUGGGGUGCUUCGUCCCAAGGUCAUGGAUUUCGGCGUCGCCAAGCUGAGCCGAAACAAGAACCUCACGGCUACAGGGACCACCGUCGGGACGCUCCACUAUAUGAGCCCCGAGCAAAUCGUCGGCGCCAAGAACAUCGAUGGGCGUGCUGAUAUCUACAGCCUCGGGAUCAUCCUCUACAAGCUCUGCACCGGGCAGGUGCCCUUUAACGCCUCGACCGAGUACUCGCUGAUGAUGGCGCAGGUCGAGGCAAAGCCGACGCCUCCCUCGACGCUCAACCGGGAGAUCCACCCCGAGCUCGAGAAGAUCAUCCUCAGGUCCCUGAACAAGCGCGCUCAGGAUCGCUACCAAACCAUUCGUGACUUCACCGCAGCGCUCGUGGCGCUGCGCGACGAGGACGGCAAUCAGACGCUCGAGACGAUCUCGGUGCCCGCGUUUAUCCUCGAUUACGCGAUCGGCGCGGACAAGGUCGCCAUCGACCGCACCGAAGAGGUCAUGGUCGAGGCCUUGCGCAACGACUCCUUCCUGUCAAAACCUGGUCAGAAGAACCACAACUCGGGCGCAGACACCGCGCAAGACCUCCCCAUGGUCGAUACCGGCGCCAUCACCACCGAGCGCGAUCCCAGUCAGAACCAACGGGUCUCACAGGUCUUUCAGCAGCAGCAGGCGCGUCCGCCGAAGCCGCGGCUUUCUGUGCCCAUUCCACCGGGCGCUGACGAGGGCGAUGACACCAUGACGCUCGAGGUCGACACGGGCUUCCUCAAGGACCUGCGCCGCGAGGACGCCGCGCGCACAGAUCACCCCGAAGAUCUCAACAUGACCACCCAGAAUAUGAAGAUGCCGGCUGACUUCGGCAGAAACACUGGUGGCAUGCAUCCGAUCGAUGAUGACCCGACCCAAAAGGCGCCCAUGGACAUCGCCAGCCUCCAGAGUCUGUUCAAACAGAUCAACGAGGCGAAGACGCUCCAGGACGAUGAUCCCGAGGAUAACAAGGCCACCCUCCAACACGUCCCUCUCAGUCGCUUCGCCGACAGCAGAGAGAUGACACACCCUCGCCCCCCGCUAAAGUCCGGGCCGAACAACGCUCAGGGUCGCGCGACGCGCGCGAGCGGAGGGCACCCGAGCGUCUCUCAGAACUCCUGGGGGAAGCCCGGACCUCCUCGCCCCGAUUUUGGCGCUCGAUCCUCCGAGCUCGGCGCGGCGUCCUCCUCUCCCUCCCAGAACCCCCCGAAGGUCGUCGGGCCCUCCUAUGUGGACACGCGCGAGCGCACCAAACCGCAAAUCUCGAACACCGACAUCGCGCAGUCCUUUAGCUCGAGCGAGCUGCGGCAGUUCGAGCAACAGGACAACGCGCAGCAGCACCCGCAAAACCGUCAACCCGCGCAGAUGGUCUCGGCGCAGGAGCAGGCAGGUCUGGACACGGACCUCAACGUGCCGCUCAAGGAUAAGCGGUCAAGGGUCAAGGAUCUUCCGGUAUACCUGCACCCGGACGAGAAGAUGCUCUACGAAGGAGCGCCUCAACAGGGGCUCUUCUUCGGGAUGCAGAUCGAUCCGCUGCCCGCCGUGGACGCGUGGCUAGAAGAGGACGAGGUGAUCGAGAUCGGUGAGCUCCGCGCGCGCGUGAUCCUCGCCCCAGGCCACAGCCCUGGCAGCGUGAUCUUCUACUUCGAAGAGCAGGAGACGAUGAUCAGCGGUGAUGUGCUCUUUGCUGGAAGUAUCGGCCGCGUCGAUCUCCCGGGCUCGGAUGUCAACGCGAUGCGCGCCUCGCUCGAGAAGCUCAAGGGCUACCCUGACGCCACGCGCAUUUACUGCGGUCAUGGUCGCGCAGCGCCAAAGGUGCGCAAUUACAUCGCCGUGGCGGGGAACAUCGGCGCGGGCAAGAGCUCGCUCGUCGAGUUCCUCUGUCAUCGCUAUGACAUCACGCCAUUCUUCGAGCCGAACGAGCAAAACCCCUACCUCGAGGACUUCUACGGGGAUAUGGAGCGUUGGAGCCUCGCGAGCCAGAUGUACUUCCUGGCCGCCAAGUUCAAGCUCCACCUCGACCUCGAGAGCAAGCCGCUCGCGGUCAUCCAGGAUCGCACCAUCUGGGAGGACGCCGAGAUCUUCGCGCAGAACCUGUACCAGACCGAGAUCAUGAGCGAGCGUGAUUGGAAGACCUACAAGCUCUUCUACGACUCGAUCCGUACCCAGAUCUGUCCUCCUGAUCUGAUGAUCUACCUGCGCUGCCCGGUGAACACGGUCCAGAAGAGGAUCGCCAUGCGCGGCCGUCAGAUGGAGCAAAACAUCCCGGUCGAUUACCUCGAGCGCCUCCACAACCUCUACGAGUCCUGGAUCUCGAGCUACACGCUCUCGCCGCUGGUGAUCAUCCCCACGGACAAGCUCGAUUACAUGACCAACCUGAUCGAUCGCCACGAUAUCCUGACCACCAUCGAGAAAUACCUCGAACCCUCCCAGCGCCAGAGGACGCAGCCAUGA